Molecule: messenger RNA, 861 nt
Organism: Guyanagaster necrorhizus
Lineage: Eukaryota; Fungi; Basidiomycota; Agaricomycetes; Agaricales; Physalacriaceae
Product: NAD-P-binding protein
Exons: 9
Coding region: 1-861 (286 amino acids)
Source: RefSeq, a predicted model, not a curated record
AUGUCGCCUACCUUUGAUAUGGUCGAUAUGAAGGGCAAAGUUGUGAUUGUCACUGGUGGAAAGCAUUGGCUAUGGGACCGUCCGCCAUCUCGCUUGAUGAAGCUCAAGACCGAGUCUCUUGAAUCUGGGAAUAUGGAUAUCGUAUGGCUAAAGCUCGACCUCAGUGAUCCUCGACUGGCAAGACAGUCCGCGGAAGACUUCUUGCAGCAGGAAAAGCGGCUGGAUGUGCUAGUGAAUAAUGCCGGCUUGAUGUUGGAACCAUACGAAGCCGGGCCAGAUGGCAUGUCAAAGCUAGUCAUCGUCAACUAUCUCAGUCCCUUCGUUUUCACGCAAACGCUACUUCCUCUUCUCAUCUCGACUUCGCAGGAGCUGAAUUCCGAUGUUGCUUCCAUAUCACAUAAAUGGACUCGUGGAUUUAAAUGUGAUACAGUUCAAGAUCUGAAUGUGUCAUACGACAAGAGAUGGUUCUCCAGCUUCUGGCGGUAUGCCCACUCUAAAUUGCUGGUCAUUCUCUGGACCAAGUCUCUUCAAAAGAGACUUGAUGCCUCGGAACCACCGGUGCCUAUAACUGUUAUUUCACUUCACCCUGGCAGUGUAGACACCUUUACUCAUAAGUGGUCCCUUGCGCCUCUGUGGAAACUACUGAUCACACCGGUCGUGACCGAUAUAGAACGUGGGUCGUACACCUCUUUUUUUGCGGCCGCGGGAAAGGACAUCAGAGACAAUCGGAACAAAUACAAAGGUAUCUAUCUUGAGGACAAUCCCCCGCGAAUCACCAAUCCGAGCAAAGUAGCACGAGAUGACGAUCUUGCCCAGCGUCUUUGGACCAUUACCGUUGGCUUCUUUUCCGAGCUCAGUUAG